CAACUGCCAGUCUUACGAAUCAGUCAGGGCAACAACACUACGGACUAGUAUUUUGGUCAUUCACCAAUUUGCACCAUGAAAGCCGCGUCAGUUGUAGCUGCUGUGGUGGCCUCGUCGUCUGCAUCAUCCGUUUUUCGGUCGUCGGCGGGGUAUCCCCAAGCCGCCGCCCCUCGCGUGGCCGCGCACCCGUUGGUGGGGUACUGGCACAACUUUAAGAACCCGUCGGGCGACACGUAUCCGCUGAGCCAGAUCGGGGCAUCGUGGGACGUGAUCAACAUCGCGUUUGCCGAAAACGCCGGCGAGGGCAAGGUCGGGUUCACGUUGGACCCCAAAGCGGGCUCGGAAGCCCAAUUCAUCGCUGACAUUGCCGCGCUCAAGGCGCAGGGCAAGACGGUGGCGCUGUCGCUGGGGGGACAGGACGGGUACGUGUCCUUGGGGAACGCUGCCGAGACGGCCAACUUUGUGUCAUCUGUGACUGCGCUCUUGACCAAGUACGGGUUUGACGGGAUCGAUGUGGACUUGGAAAGCGGCGUAUCGGCGGGGCUUCCGAUCAUCCAGAACCUCGUCACAGGGGUCAAGCAGAUCGCGCAGAACAUCGGGCCUUCGUUUUACUUGAGCAUGGCGCCCGAGCACCCGUACGUCCAGGGGGGAGCUGGCGCGUACGGCAGCAUCUGGGGCUCGUACUUGCCCAUCAUUGACGGCCUGCGCAACGAACUGACGCAAAUCCAUGUCCAGUACUACAACAACGCGGGAUUCAUGUACCCAGACGGCCGUCAAUUGAAGGAGGGCACAGUCGACUGCCUAGUGGGGGGCAGCUUGAUGCUGAUUGAAGGGUUCAAAACCAACUACGGCAAGGGGUGGGAGUUCAAGGGCUUGCGCCCCGACCAAGUGUCGUUCGGGGUCCCGUCUGGCCCCAAGUCGGCUGGGCAGGGCUUCGUCACGGCCGACGUCGUCUCGCGGUCGCUCACGUGUCUCACCAAGGGCGUCGGCUGCGAUACCAUCUCCCCCAAGCAACCGUACCCGUCCUACCGCGGAGUCAUGACGUGGUCCAUCAACUGGGACCGAUUCGAUGGGUAUGCAUUCUCCAACGCUGCUCGCCAGGCUCUCGACAGCUUGGGAGGCAACGUACCCCCCCCUCCGCCGCCGCCGCCCACAUCGGCCACCCCCACCACGACCAAAUCGCCAGUCCCCACCCCCCCCGGCCCCACGGACAUCCCCGUCACGACCAAGUCCCCCGUCACAACCCCCCCGCCUUCGCUGUCGUGCGGCACCUGUACAAACUGCUACUACGCCCCCACGCAAGCGUGCUAUAAUGGAUGGACCGUUGCCCAAUGCAAUAGUAUGGCUGCGCUUACCUGGUGUGGCAACUAA
This is a messenger RNA of Aphanomyces astaci, 1371 nucleotides long. RefSeq lists its product as hypothetical. The record is from RefSeq and is a predicted model, not a curated record. Gene Ontology annotation, molecular function: chitin binding; hydrolase activity, hydrolyzing O-glycosyl compounds. Gene Ontology annotation, biological process: carbohydrate metabolic process. The coding region runs from base 76 to 1371 and encodes 431 amino acids. NCBI's taxonomy places the organism in Eukaryota, Oomycota, Saprolegniomycetes, Saprolegniales, Verrucalvaceae. The transcript has a single exon.